CAAAUAAUUCUUCUACAUAAAAAACCUGAUAUCAAUUUUAGAAUGUAUCUGUGAUUAAUGAUAAUAAAAUAUUCUAACUUUGCUGACCAAUUACAUUCUGUAGCUCUCAAUCCAUUGACGUACUUGGUACAAUAUUGUAAAGUGGAUCCGGUAAAAAGACAGUCUUCCAGGAAAGUGUAUAAUAAACACUGUAAAAUUAACAUCGAGGAUAGCCUUAAGCCUCAUCAUCUCCAAGCAGCACUUGAAGAUAGUUUUGGUCGUUUGUUCUCGUCCGAGACCAUGAACAAGCUACAGACGUUGGCAGGUUGGACAGAAGAGACAGUCAUUGAUGAAAUUACGUACAUUGUUAUCGCUGCUUUACUGGAGAGAAUGUUAUGUGAUGAAAUCAUGGAACCAAAUCUUAUGGAGAUUAACAGAAAACAUGAGAUUGAGGUUGCUGAUUUUAGCAGACUAGAAAUCAAACUAGGAGAUGUUAAAAUUUCUGAAAAUUUAAAAAAUCUGUUACAGUUUAUUGCUUCAUAAUAAGAAGUUAAUAAUAUUUCAAACUGAAAUAGCCUUGAAAUCCUUGCACUGUGCAGCACUAUUAGUGGUAAAUGUAUUCACUUGUAUGAAAGAAUAUUUCCAUAUAUACACAUUGUUAAGCACCUUGAAUAUAAAUUACAAUACAAAAAGAUCUCAAAGAAGGUUCACAGCAAAAACAAAUAAUUAUGAUUUAGAUAAUAAAUAAUAAAGUGAUUGCUGCCCAGUUGCUUCCCAUGGUUUAGGGUUGGGAAAUAGGGAUGACACCGUGCUAGGGGCCUCUACACUGACAAAUAUGGUGCAAAAGGACUUCAUUAUUGGCAGAAGGAGAAUCUGGACUGAACAUCUCUAGAUGUACAUCAAACCAAUCAAAUUAGAUUCCUUGAUGCAGUAGAAAAAUUAAAAUCUAAAGUUAAAACAAAAAUCAAGAAAGUCUACAGCAAACAUAAAUAACUAUUAAUGAGA
Molecule: messenger RNA, 984 nt
Organism: Limulus polyphemus (Atlantic horseshoe crab)
Lineage: Eukaryota; Metazoa; Arthropoda; Merostomata; Xiphosura; Limulidae
Exons: 3
Coding region: 58-522 (154 amino acids)
Source: RefSeq, a predicted model, not a curated record